Messenger RNA from Panicum hallii, 429 nucleotides. RefSeq names its product 60S ribosomal protein L39. Gene Ontology annotation, biological process: translation. Gene Ontology annotation, molecular function: structural constituent of ribosome. The transcript is spliced from 3 exons. The record is from RefSeq and is a predicted model, not a curated record. NCBI's taxonomy places the organism in Eukaryota, Viridiplantae, Streptophyta, Magnoliopsida, Poales, Poaceae. Gene Ontology annotation, cellular component: cytosolic large ribosomal subunit; ribosome. The coding region runs from base 61 to 216 and encodes 51 amino acids.
CUCUUCACGCAGUUAGGGUUUUCGCGCUGCCGCCGCCGCUUCUUCGUCUCCGCCGCAACGAUGCCGUCGCACAAGACCUUCCGGAUCAAGAAGAAGCUGGCGAAGAAGAUGCGCCAGAACCGCCCCAUCCCCUACUGGAUCCGCAUGCGCACCGACAACACCAUCAGGUACAACGCGAAGCGCAGGCACUGGCGCCGCACCAAGCUCGGCUUCUGAGCGAGGGGAUGGACCUGCUGCUGCGUCGGAAGGCUAGGUUUAAGAGCUAUCUUCCUUAUGUUUUAUGGGCAUUUCAGUGUUUCUGCAAGCUAGGAAGUGAUUCCAGGAUGCUUUUAUUAAGAUUUUGGUGAUGUUAAGAGAGUUGGUAGCACUCUGGUGUACUCUGGAUACCAUGCAUUGCUAUGCUGAGUAAAGAACCCUUGUUACCCUAUA